Rhagoletis zephyria (snowberry fruit fly) is the source of this 548-nucleotide messenger RNA. Its product is annotated as ER membrane protein complex subunit 6-like. Gene Ontology annotation, biological process: autophagosome assembly; protein folding in endoplasmic reticulum. Gene Ontology annotation, cellular component: membrane; endoplasmic reticulum; EMC complex. NCBI's taxonomy places the organism in Eukaryota, Metazoa, Arthropoda, Insecta, Diptera, Tephritidae. The record is from RefSeq and is a predicted model, not a curated record.
GAUCGAAUAUUAAAACAGCUGUGCAGUGACAUUUGCUUAUUUUUCAAUUAGCUAUAUCCCACUAGUUUGCUAAUAAUUUCUAGUAAAUAAUCCUUUAAAUAUGAGUAACAAAUUAAAUAACAAAGCGGGUGAGAUUGUCGCUUAUAGUGAAGCCGCCAUACGCGGAAAUAUAUCUGCCGUGGAGUACUGCCGCACUUCAAUGGCUGCUUUGUCCGGAUGCGCUGCCGGCAUUCUGGGGCUCAACGGUUUGCUUGGUUUCCUCUUCUAUUUUGUGUCCGUCUUCGUAUUGUGGCUCUUGGUUUUGGCGAAAUCAGGUACUCAGUGGCGCAAAUUUUUCAUCAAUCGUCAGAGUCUUUUGACUAAUAACUUUAUGGGCGGCCUAUGCACUUAUGUGCUCUUCUGGACAUUCUUGUACGGCAUGGUGCACGUAUAUUAAACUAAAAUUAUCUUUACCCAUUUUUUCUGUAAAAGCUUAUAACAUUUUUUAUUGAACUAAGGAACUAUAGCAUAGUACGUAAAAUAUUAAAAUUAAGAUACAUAAAACCUAG